This is a messenger RNA of Leptosia nina, 1101 nucleotides long. NCBI's taxonomy places the organism in Eukaryota, Metazoa, Arthropoda, Insecta, Lepidoptera, Pieridae. The record is from the annotation of a GenBank genome assembly.
AUGCCCAUUUUAGAUUAUUUUUCUAAGUCCACUGGAGACUGUGUUAAUUCUUUAACUGGUUUCUUAUUUCCAAUAGUUGAUGCUGCCAUAACAAAGGAGAAGGUACCAUGCUUACGACCCGAUGGAUCAAUGAGCCAGAUGGAAGUGUGUAAAGACGAAUGGGGGCGAACUGUAGAUUGUCCAAGGGAUGAUGACGACAAUGAGGAAAGCGAAGAUCGUAAUAACACAUUUGAUGAUAAGUGUUGUUCCAGAAUGUCUCCCCCACAGUAUGCCGAUCUUGGAAAGAAGGCCAAUGAUGUAUUCUCCAAGGGUUAUCACUUUGGUGUUUUUAAACUUGACCUAAAGACAAAGAGUGAAUCAGGUGUUGAAUUUACCAGUGGUAUUACCUCCAACCAGGAAAGUGGAAAGGUAUUCGGAAGCUUGUCUUCAAAAUACGCAGUCAAGGACUAUGGUCUAACAUUUACAGAAAAAUGGAAUACAGACAACACAUUAGCCACUGACAUUACAAUUCAAGACAAAAUUGCUCAAGGACUUAAAGUCACUCUUGAAGGCACCUUUGCACCAAUGACAGGAAGCAAAACUGGCAAGUUGAAGACAUCAUUUGCAAAUGAAACUGUUGCGGUCAACACCAAUGUAGAUUUGGACCUUGCUGGCCCAAUUGUGGAUGUAGCAGCAGUUCUGAAGUACCAGGGCUGGCUCGCUGGUGCUCACACACAGUUUGACUCACAAAAGGCUAAGUUCUCUAAGAACAACUUUGCAUUUGGCUACCAGACUAACGACUUCGCCCUGCACACCAAUGUAGACAAUGGCAAAGAAUUCGGUGGUUCCAUCUACCAGAAGGUGUCAGACAAAUUGGACUGCGGUGUCAGCAUGAAGUGGGCGACUGGCUCAACUGACACCCUCUUCGGUGUUGGUGCCAAAUUCGCGCUGGACCAGGACGCGUCUCUACAUGCAAAGAUCAACAACAAGUCCCUAAUCGGGCUUGGAUACCAGCAGAAAUUGCGCCCAGGCGUGACUUUGACCCUGUCGGCUGCUAUCGACGGACAGAACUUCAACGCCGGCGGGCACAAGGUCGGUGUCGCCCUCGAGCUCGAGCCCUAG